UCACACGCAUAAUUGUAAAUUAAUUAACCACUGACAUGACAGCCCUCUUCACAUCCAGUGCUUUUAUCCUUAAAAUUCUUCAUAAUUUUCUCUCUCUCUCUCCUGUGGCUGUCCCCUCUCUCUCUCUCCAGCAACUUUUAUUUUUAUUAUUUAAGCUUCUCUCUCUAGCAAAGACUGGUAUUAAGUUUGAGACCAAGGGGGGAAGAAACAUCUCUCUCCUCUCCUCUCAUCUCCCCACCUCAUCUCCUUUGUCUCCCCCGCUCCUUUGCUCCCCGGCACGGCACAUAGGAGGGAAGAAGAGGAAUAUAUAUGGAGAUGAGGCGGCCAUGGAUGCACCCUGCCGUCUGAUCAUCCGCCGCCGGUGAGCCGAGAUCGAGACAUGAGACGUGCUGCCCGGCGGACGAGGUCAGCAGCAGCAGCAGCAGAUCGACGGCGCCGCCAUGGUUCCAACCACUAGGAACCACCUGCCACAGCAGCACCAUGACCCCAGCGGCAAGAACAGCAAGCCGCACCCGUCGUCCUACUACUCCGGAUACCACAUCGCCGCCCACCUGGAGGCUGCCUCGGAGCAGCAGCAGCCGUCCAGCUUCCCUCGGCGGCUAGCCAUGGCCGACGAAGACAGCGCCGAGGGGCGCCGAGGCGAGGAGGCGGCGGCCGGCACGAGCUCGCGGAGCGGCGGAGGGGACUGCGAGGACGGCGGCAGCAAGGACUGGCUCCGGCUGGGUCUCGGUGCCGUGGCGUCCUCCUCGUCGACCACCACGUCCUCCUCCUCCGCUGGCGGCGACAACGACGGCGCCAGGGCUGCACCGAUGGAGCUGCACCUGCUCGCCGGCCGCGACGGCAAAGAAAGCGCGAGGAUGAUUAGCCGGCCGCCGCUGUUCCCGCUGCCCGUCAGGAGCUAUCACUGCCAGUACGGCCACGGCCGGUAUCGGCCCACGACGGUGGGGGCCAGCGGGUCGAUGACGCCGGCGCCGCCGUUCAUGCCGUUCGCAAGGCCGCUGAGGAGCUGCUCCGCCGAUCUCUUGAGAGUCGUCAGCCCACCGACGCCAAGAACGGAGGCCGCCGGCUUGUGGCUAACUCUUCAGGCAGCUCCCAACCAAGUUAGAGAGCCCAUUUUGCCUCAGAUACCAAAGAGCUACUUAAGAAUCAGGGAUACCAACAUGAAGGUGGAAGUGGUGCUAAGGUACUUGGCGGAGAAGCUAGGACUCUCACAAUCUCAUCAGGUGGAGCUGACAUGCCGAGGGCAUCUCCUUCCUCCCUUCUUGCAGAUGAGAUACGUGAGGGAUUGCAUCUGGCGCGGCUCGCCGGCGCCGGGCGAAGAGGAGGAGGCCGGGCCGCCACGCCGGCGCUCACCGGCCACAGCUACCACUGACCAUGUCAUGAUACUCUUUUACAGCAUAAGUGUAGGGAACCACUAGUUAGCUGAUCAACCAAACCCCUCCUCCUCUCUGUGAUUAUAAUUAAUCAAACAAGUCAUUUGAUUCAUUUUUCCUGGUACUUCCUAGUUCCUACAUGUCUCUGAUCUGCUGCUCAUCUGGCUAACCUACACUUAAUUGGUCCCAGAAUAAUUAACCAACCAAUUGGCCAUGAA
This is a messenger RNA of Hordeum vulgare subsp. vulgare (domesticated barley), 1591 nucleotides long. RefSeq names its product protein LAX PANICLE 2-like. Gene Ontology annotation, biological process: multicellular organism development. Lineage: Eukaryota; Viridiplantae; Streptophyta; Magnoliopsida; Poales; Poaceae. The transcript is spliced from 4 exons. Bases 441 to 1418 code for a protein of 325 amino acids. The record is from RefSeq and is a predicted model, not a curated record.